GCGCCUCGGCGGUCGGCUGCGGGCGGCGAGAGAACGCCUGAGCCGGAUGGAGCGGGGCGCCUCGGCCGCCGCCGCCGCCACCGCCUCCUCCUCGUCCUCCUCGUCCUCCUCGUCCUCCUCCUUCUCGUCCUCCUCCUCCUCCUCCUUCUCCUCGUCCUCCUCCCCAGGGCCACCAUGCGAGCCAUGAACUGCCCGCGUGUCUGCCUUCUGCUCGCUGAGCUGCUGGACCUGGCGCUGGGCUACCUGACAGUCAGCAUUGAGCCACUUCCACCAGUAGUGGUUGGAGAUGCUGUGACAUUGAAAUGUAACUUUAAGACAGAUGGCCGAAUGCGAGAGAUCGUCUGGUACAGGGUGACAGACGGUGGGACCAUCAAGCAAAAGAUCUUCACAUUUGACGCCAUGUUCUCCACCAACUCUUCCCACAUGGAGAAUUACCGGAAAAGAGAAGACCUUGUCUAUCAGUCCACUGUGAGGCUGCCGGAAGUCCGGAUCUCAGACAAUGGGCCCUACGAGUGCCACGUGGGCAUCUAUGACCGAGCCACGAGGGAGAAGGUGGUCCUGGCUUCAGGAAACAUCUUCCUCAACGUCAUGUCUCCUCCCACCUCCAUUGCCGUCGUGGCUGCUGACACACCUGCCCCGUUUAGCCGCUACCAGGCUCAGAACUUCACCCUGGUCUGCAUUGUGUCGGGAGGGAAGCCAGCACCUGUGGUUUACUUCAAGCGAGACGGGGAGCCCAUCGAGGCGGUGUCUCUGUCCGAGCCCGCCGUGGGGACGGCCGCCCUCCAGGACAGCCGGGCCUUCCGCAGCCUGCUGCACCGGGACCUGGAUGACACCAAGAUGCAGAAGUCGCUGUCCCUGCUGGACGCGGAGGGCAGGGGCGGGCCCCCUCACACCGAGGGGCCCUUCCGGGGGCUGACCCCCGACCCCGGCCUCGCCCUGCCGCCCACCACGGAGAACAUCCCAGAGACUGUCGUGAGCCGGGAGUUCCCCCGCUGGGUGCACAGCGCCGAGCCCGUGUACUUUCUGCGGCACAGCCGGGCCCCGGGCAGCGACGGCACCGUGGAGGUGCGGGCCCUGCUCACCUGGACGCUCAACCCGCAGGUGGACAACGAGGCCCUCUUCAGCUGCGAGGUCAAGCACCCGGCCCUCUCCAUGCCCAUGCAGGCGGAGGUCACGCUUGUUGCCCCCAAAGGCCCGAAAAUCAUGAUGACUCCCACCAGGGCCCGCGUGGGAGAUACCGUGAGGAUCCUGGUCCACGGCUUUCAGAACGAAGUCUUCCCUGAGCCCCUGUUCACAUGGACCCGAGUGGGGAGCCGCCUCCUGGAUGGCAGCACAGAACACGACGGGAAGGAGCUGGUGCUGGAGAGGGUGCCCGCCGAGCUCAACGGCUCCAUGUACCGGUGCACAGCCCAGAACCCUCUGGGCUCCACCGACACACACACCCGCCUCAUCGUGUUCGAAAACCCAAAUAUUCCCAGAGGAACAGAGGACUCCAAUGGUUCCGCCCCGAGCCCCGCCGGUGCCAGGCUGACCUGGGCGCUCGCCCUCACAGCGAUCCUCGAGUUGACGUGAAGUUCCGGCCCCCUCCUCCCGGUGGCUCCAUCCGCCAGCCCCAUCUCCGUCCACCGGCCGGGUUUCAUUUCUUUUCUAAAACGAUUUCCAAGUCUUGUUCUCGGUCUCUCUCUGUCUGUGUCUUGGCUUCCUCGGUCAGUUUAAUUAAAAGAAACGAAACCAUUUUCCCCUACUGGUCAGCGGCUCGGCGCUUUGUUUUCAUUCGUGGGGUCACUCCUGGACGCCCGGAGGGGGCCCGGGACUACGGCGGAAGGGGCGUGAGCAGGCCGGCCAGAAAGAACGGCUCCGGCGCUUGCUCUCAGGGAAAAAGUCCCGAUCUCAUUGCAUCCGACUAAGAGUAAAUUUGAGUUUCUGCCAUUGGCAUCUGGGGUUGAAUCCGGACUCUGCCGCUUAAAGGUUUAAGGAACGCUUUCCCAUAACACACCUGUGAGGCUAAUAAGUAUUUGGAAACCCCAUUCACAGAUGAAGAAACUGAGGUUCCGAGAAGCAGUUAGCCUGUUGAAUUAGACUCAAAGAGCUAAAUUUGAAUUCCGCUUCAGUCAUAUACUAGCCGUGAGGCGCUGGGGUGUAAUUAAACCUCUCUCAGCCUCAGUUUUCUCACCUUGACAAUGGGAGUAAUGAUAGCGCCUACCUCAUAGGCUUGUUAUUCUAUAUGAAGCAUUGGGCACAUCUCAAAGUUCUGUGUAAAAGCUGGCUGUUGUAAUUGUAUGCCCUGGAAACGAGGCUAAAUGAAGCGUCACAGGACGGAUUGGAACCCCAAAUUCACCCUCCCCAUGCUAUGCCAUCUUAUUGCCCGGCUCACAGCGGACGAGUCCCUUCCACACUCUGUACACAACUGCCUCCUCUAUAAAAUAAAAAGACUGGACCGAUGCGUUCCGAAGGCCCGGCACUAUUCCUAAGUCCAGAUUUUCUCAGAGUUUCCCACAUCGUGAACUCCAUGAAGGCAAAGACCACCGUAGCCGGGCUUGGACCCGUCCCCCUGACUCAGGCCUUCACCCCUCUCUCCCGGACACUCUUCUGGGUCCCCCUGCCUCAGUCUCUCCCGCACUGGCCCGUCUCCCCCUUGGCUGCCAAAGCGAUUUUCCUAACGCUCCAACUACGUCACCUCCGGUCACCUGCAAUGGCUUCCCGGUAGCUCUAGAAUGACACUGAAAGCUCCUCCCUCCCUUUCCUGUCUCCUUUCUUUCCGCUUUCUGCACACUGUACAGCCCGCUCCCAUUCUUACUUUUCCUCACCCAGGACCUUUAUCUCCUACCUCUAGGCCUUCAUGUCGGCUGUCUCUCAUGACUAGACUCUUCUCCCCUCCUCAUCCCGGGCUCCGGGCCCCCCCUCCCCCGCCCCGGCUUCCUUCAGGACACAGCUGGAAUCCCUCCUUCUCUAGUGCCUUCCCCUCACGGAAUACCCCCCGACUGGUGUAGAUCUUUCCGGGCCUGGCUAUUGCCGCGGCAUCUCCCCUAUUAGAAUGUGAGCUCCUCAGAGGGCAGAGACGGUUGUUUUUGUCUUUCUUUGCUUCCUGGGCACCCAGCGCAGUGCCUGGCACACAGUAAGUGCUUAAUAAAUACUCACUGACUGACUGACUGACUGGCCAACCACGCAAAGUCCAUGGAAAUAACGGUCAGGGAGCCUUUUCGGAGAGAGGGAAGCCCUUCACUGUGGAUGCUCCAAAAGCAGGAGGGAAGAAGACCUUCUAUGUGGGUGACCCAGGGGAAACCAAGGCACGGAGGCUAGCGGGAAGGUUUGUACAAGAAACCCUACAGAGAAGGGAGCUGACUCCGAUAAAGAGACCAAGCUGGGGAGGAGAGGGACAUGAGACCGGGGAGACCUAGGGAGGCUGGAUAAAAAGGAAAGCGGCUCUCACUCUAGCAGUUUAAGAUUUGCAAAAGCCCUCUCUUUAACAGGUAAGUAUGUAAGCAUUAGGAUCCCCAUUUUACAGAUGAGGAAACUGAAACUCACCGAGUCAUGGAGUCUGGGAUUUUAGAGAUCAUUCAGCCCAUCUAUUUCUUUUUACAUACAAGAAAAUUUAAAUCGUCCAACUACUUUGGAAGGAAUUAGACUAAAAGAGAAACUUUAAAGUAGAUAUAUUUUGACCCGGAGAGCCCACAAUUGGGUCUAUACUCCAAAGAAGUCAAAAACAGAAAGAAAGACCCGCCACGUGUGCCACAAUAUUUAAAGAAAUGGCUUUUUGUGGUAGCCAAGAAUGGGAAACAAAGUAGAUAUCCCUCCAAUAGGGAAUGGCCAAUCAAGUUGUGGUCGGUAAAAUACCAUCGCACUGUAAGAAAUACUAUGAAAAAUUCAGAGAAAUGUGGAAAGAUGAGGGAGAAUUAGAAAUAAUCAACACAACAACUAUAGUAAUGUACAUGAAAAGAACAAUGUUGGCCAUGGUUGGCCCUGAGAGGAGGGAUGAGAAAAGGGACAUCCUCCAUUUCUUUUUUAACAAAGGUGGGGGACAAUGGGUGGGUUAUACUGCAUGCACUGCCAGAUUUGGUUGAUUUGUUGAUUUGUUAGUUUUGCUGAACUGCUUCCCCAUCCCUCCAUUUUUUAUUCAUUGUUACAAGGAAUGUCUUGUUCAGUAGGGGAGGGGGAGGGCUUUGGAAAUGAAGGUGAUGUAAAAACAAAAAGAUGUCAAUAAAACAUUUUUUAAAAAGAAA
Molecule: messenger RNA, 4220 nt
Organism: Antechinus flavipes (yellow-footed antechinus)
Lineage: Eukaryota; Metazoa; Chordata; Mammalia; Dasyuromorphia; Dasyuridae
Gene: IGSF21
Product: immunoglobin superfamily member 21
Exons: 10
Coding region: 175-1572 (465 amino acids)
Biological process (GO): heterophilic cell-cell adhesion; homophilic cell-cell adhesion
Cellular component (GO): adherens junction
Source: RefSeq, a predicted model, not a curated record